This is a messenger RNA of Podospora pseudopauciseta, 1314 nucleotides long. RefSeq lists its product as uncharacterized. Gene Ontology annotation, molecular function: protein-macromolecule adaptor activity. The transcript has 2 exons. Gene Ontology annotation, biological process: vesicle-mediated transport. Bases 142 to 1164 code for a protein of 340 amino acids. The record is from RefSeq and is a predicted model, not a curated record. Lineage: Eukaryota; Fungi; Ascomycota; Sordariomycetes; Sordariales; Podosporaceae.
CCAAAGCUCCCUUUUGCAACUGCCACUCUCACUCACUCAGUAACCACCACUCUCUCGCUCACUUGCUCAUUCUCAUCACGGCUCAAAUUGUUCUUACUCCAAGCAUCAUAGAGGAAACAGUUUGGUCUAUACGCCGGCAAAAUGAGCGCCCCAAACGAAAAGACCCCCGCGAAGAAAGCCGGCAAGGAAAUCCCACACCCUAGACGGAUCCUCGCCGUGUCGUUGGCGCAGUCAGCUGGGGAGUUGAGUGCUGUUAUCAAAGAACUCACCGGCUCCCACCCCCUCCCAUCAGACUCAACCGAUGAUGAAAACACCCCCUCCCUCGCGGGAACAACCCACCUUUUACCCCUUUCCACACAAUAUUACACCGCCUCUGUCCCCAUCUGGCUUGAUCUUGUCUCUUCUCCGCAGGAAUGGUCAAGUUCGUUUUUGUCGGAGGAGGCAAAGGAGGUGUUGCUGGUUUUGGGGGGGGUUAUUAUUGUUGUCGAGCUCUCUCCUUCUUUGUCUUCCAGCAUAUCAACAUCAACGGUAACAGAGCAUCAAAAAUUGGUUAAAGAGGUUGGGAAGGUGGUCAGGGAAGGGUUGGGAGGGUGGGAGUGGGAUGGUGUCGGGCUUGUUAUUGGUGUUAGCCAGCAGGCCAUAAUGGGGGAUGACGACGUGUUGGAUGAGUGGGAGGAUGUUGCUGCCGAGGCGGGGUUGGAGUUUGUGGCUUAUACCAAGGGCAGAGAGCAGGAGGAAGGGAAGAGGAAUGAGUUUGGGGAGAGGAUGGGGAUUGCGAGGGUGAGGGAGGCGUUGGAGGCUAAUGAUUGGUCUGGGGGAGGGGCACCAGGGGAGGAGGGGGAUGGUUUGGGUUUUGGGGAGGGGGAUGAGGAUGACGAUAAAGAGUUUGACCCCAAGGGGUUGGGGUAUGGCUAUGACAGGGAGGAUUUUGAGGGGUUGAAGAGGGCGAUUUGGGAGCAGAUUGGGGAGGAGAUUGACACCACGGGGGAGGGGAAAGGGAAGGAGGAGGAAGGGGAGGAAGAGAUUGGGGAUGAUGAUAUCAGGAGCCUGGAGCAGAUGAUGGUCAAGUUGCGGGCUGUGAGGGAUAUGAGUGCUGGUUUGCCGGAGCAGCAGAGGAAGAGGAUGGCUAAGCAGGCUGUGGAGGAGGUUAUGAGGGAGCUGUGAGCUGUGGCGGUGGGUAGAGCUGUCUUGGGGUGGGCAGUAGAGGGUUGAACCUCGACCCGACUUGGACUGAUAGCGACCCGGAAUCUAUACUGGACUUUGCUGAGGUCAUACCGGUACCGGGAUAAUGUCGUUUCCAAAGAAUAUCCACAC